UCAUCAGCCUUUGUUUCGGAUUAGUGGGCUUAUAUGUUGAGGCUUAUGCGCUUUGUUUUAGUUUAGUGGGCUCAUGUUGUAACUUAAUGGGCCUAUGUUGUAUAAAUUAAAAUAUCAAAGCCCAUAAAGUUACCGUACUCUCCCAUCAUCGUGUAGUUGAGUUGUCUCGCUCUUGUUUAAAUCUCUAGGUUUUAUAUAGAAGGCGCCUGUGGUUCCAUUGGAAGGAGAGAAAGAAUGUCGAAGAAGAAUAACUUAGCCAAGAGAAAGACUCAACAUGAGUACAAUCUCCAAAAAGAGAAAGAAAUACAGGACAAGAAGAUAAAGAAGCUUCAGGCCAACAAGAACAAGAUGAAAGUUGAUGGUAGCGGUAAGAAGAAGAAAGGUGGAUUCUCAGUUGGGAAGAAGAAGUUGAAGACUAAGUUGACUCCUGCUGCUAAAGCUAAAGCUGCUCAAGCUAUGGAGCUAGACAAUUGAGAAUAAAUAUGUUUUGUUUUCACUUGUAUAUGUAAACUGUUCUUCAUUUUGUCAGAAAUCAGUUUAAAGAAAGAAGCUAAAGCUAGGGAUUUUGCACUAGAUAGCAAAAUUGUAGACGUAAAUUAGGUAACAGGUAAAGAGAGUGUGCAUUUUGCAGUAAUACCUAAAGUAUCCCUAUAGACAUAACAAAAUCAAAUAGAACGACUACUGACACGUAUGAAGCAAAAGAAUGACGGGACUAUUGCACAUAUCGAAAGUAUUAAUAAUGCAAACAAUCUUGAAACUUCUGAUAAUGCAAAGAAUCAGGAAUUCACUUAUGUAGAUAUGCACCCUACUGUCAUAUAUCCAGUUACUAAUAGUAAAACCCGGAUUAGAUAAAUGUAAUCAUACUAUAA
Brassica rapa (field mustard) is the source of this 869-nucleotide messenger RNA. RefSeq lists its product as uncharacterized. Lineage: Eukaryota; Viridiplantae; Streptophyta; Magnoliopsida; Brassicales; Brassicaceae. The record is from RefSeq and is a predicted model, not a curated record.